Messenger RNA from Poecile atricapillus (Black-capped chickadee), 2244 nucleotides. It is a transcript of the gene SOX30, whose product is annotated as SRY-box transcription factor 30. The transcript is spliced from 5 exons. Gene Ontology annotation, biological process: regulation of transcription by RNA polymerase II. Gene Ontology annotation, molecular function: DNA-binding transcription factor activity, RNA polymerase II-specific; sequence-specific double-stranded DNA binding. Gene Ontology annotation, cellular component: nucleus. The record is from RefSeq and is a predicted model, not a curated record. Bases 309 to 2177 code for a protein of 622 amino acids. NCBI's taxonomy places the organism in Eukaryota, Metazoa, Chordata, Aves, Passeriformes, Paridae.
CGGGCGGAGCCGGCGGGCGGAGCUCGGCGCGGCUCCGGUAACGGUGCCCAUGGCGGCUGCGGGGCGCGGAGCCGGGGUGCCGUGUGUCCCGCUCCGAGCGCCCCGAGCAGCGAGCACGGGAUGGGCGGUCGGGGCGGCCCCAGCGGUGGGCGCGGGACCGGGGGACAGCGCGCCCGAGCCGGCGGGGCUGGGGCUCGGUGCGCGCCCCGCGGUUGGUGCGGGAUGCGGGGUCGGUGCGCGCCGGGGCCGCGGGGCCGCGGGGAGCGUUGGCACAACGGUGGCGGCGGCCGAGGAGCGGCAGCGGAGCGAUGGAGCGCAGGGUCAGGCACUGCCGCUUCCGCGCCCGGGGGAGCCCCGCCUCGCCCCCCAGGCACAGAGAGGUCGUGGACCACCUCGGAGGGCUGCGCGUCCAAGUGCAGGAGCAUCCGAACCGGCCCGGGCUCAGCGAAGGAGCAGCGAAGAAGAGCAGGUGCAUCUCGGCUCAGGAGGCGGUUGAGAAGGAGGCCCAGAGUGCUAUCAGGAGAGAAAGGGACCAUGAAAGGGGCAGCGGUGACCGCCAGAACGAGGAGAAGGCCCUGGAGCAAACUGGGAAUAAGACCUGGAGAAGAGCUACAGUCCAAACGGAGCGACCCAACGUAACCUAUGAGGCCCGCCCACUGAAGAUGGACAAGAGCGAUGCCCCGGCUGCAUCCUUGUGCGAGCUUGGGAACCCUCCUCAAGAUCAGAACAUUCCGGUCUUGUUUCAGCCCUUAACUCCCAGGUCCCACGUACAGCUCCAAGGCCCUCUGCCCUCGCAGCUGAUGCAUGUGACUCCGGUGCCGGUAAACCAAGUGCCAGUUCAAUUGCAGCCUCUACUGCAGCGGCCAAAGAUUGACACAAGAAACGUUCCCCUCACAGUCCUGCCCUCGGAUUCAGGGAUGCCAGACACUCCAUUCAGCAAGACCAAAAGUGGCCGUGUGAAGCGUCCCAUGAAUGCAUUCAUGGUGUGGGCCCGGAUCCACAGGGGUCCUGUGGCCAAAGCCAACCCAGGUGCCAACAAUGCAGAAAUCAGUAUUCAGCUCGGCCUGGAGUGGAGCAGACUCACUGAAGAGCAGAAGCAGCCAUACUAUGAGGAAGCUAACAAAAUAAAAAUGAGGCACAGGGAGGAAUUUCCUGGUUGGGUUUAUCAGCCGAACAAAAAGAAAUGUUCUCCACCACCUGGCUCUACCGCAUUUCUGGGCACUUCCCAGAGUACCAUGACUACAAAUCCAGCUGGCACCCUUCCCUUCUCAUCACCUACUUGCUCUUUUGUCAACUCCAAUGUUAAGAACAGUAUUGGACAUCCAGUCUGUGAAUCUCCUGCCAUCCACCUGCCAGCUUCUUCCAUCCAACACGCUGGGCCCAUGACUGUUUUCCAGACCACGGCUGCAAGCACCACAUCAGUGGCUGUUGCAGUUCCCACCUUGCCCCUGCGCUCUGGGGUCUCAUCACAGCACUUUGCUGAACCUGCUCAGACAGAAGCUUUUGUGUCACCUGGGCUCAGUUUCUCCCUGAAGAGACCUGCACCCGUUUUCACUGAGAGCUUCAGCAGCAGAAACCCAAGUAACAUCAGCAGCACCAGUGGCAGGUUUUCUGUCUCUAACAGUGAGAUCCCUGGGAUUUCUGGUUUUCCUAGAGGCAUAGCUCUUCCCCAGGCUACCCCUUUUAUUCCUUCACCUGCCUAUGUGUCUGCUCCUGUUGGACAGCCAGCCAAUUUGUUUGGAGGGACUCCUCAGUUUCCAUUUUGCCACCCUUCCUUUAUACCUGGACCUCGCUGUUUCCCCUCAAGCACAUUCCCACUCAGAGCUCCAUUUGGCUACGGGAAUUUCUCCAGCUCAAUGCCUCAGUGCUUUGGCUUUUAUGAAGAGAGGAACCAGAGGCAGGAGGUGAUAUUUUCCACUGUGGAUGAAGACUAUCGUUUCAGGGCAUACUCAGAAGAGAGGCUACAUGAGAACCAGCGUGUCUGCGGGACCCCUGAAAUUGUUCCCUGUCAGAGCACCUGCAGUGAGGAGCGGGUUCUGAGCCCCCUGCCACAGCUGGAUGUGGAAGUGGUAGAGAAGGUUUUGCCAUCCCCCCCAUCUACUCCUUCCAGCAGUUACAUCGUCAAUGUAACUGACAGUGAUGAGGAAGAGGAAGUAAAGUUUUUUCAAGUAUUGUAAUUUUUAAAAUGUAUAAUUAUCCAGAGACAUAUUAUAGAAUGGGAAAUAAAUGUUUUCCUCAACACCA